Messenger RNA from Petromyzon marinus (sea lamprey), 3036 nucleotides. Its product is annotated as mannose-1-phosphate guanylyltransferase catalytic subunit beta-like. The record is from RefSeq and is a predicted model, not a curated record. Lineage: Eukaryota; Metazoa; Chordata; Hyperoartia; Petromyzontiformes; Petromyzontidae. Gene Ontology annotation, biological process: biosynthetic process.
AGAGAUGCCAAUUCAUCCCCCAGAUGACAACACUGCACUUGCGCCACGUGGCCGGCAGGGGCCACAGCGGAGGUGCCGUGUCCGUCGGAGUCCGACUGGGCCGCGUCUUCUCUUCCAGUUCCGUCUCCGUGCUGUUUGUUUGUGGUGGUGGUUGUUGGCGGUGGUGGUUGGUGGUGGUGGCGGUGGGGACAGAGCAGAAAAACCCGGCGAGGUUCAGCCACCCAAGGGGGUCUUCCGGCGUCACCGCCACGACCACCAACGGCAUGAGGGCCGUGGUCCUGGCUGCGGGCUACGGCACGAGACUGGAGCGGGACGUCCGCGCAGACGUCACUGGUGUCCACUCCCACUUGCUCGGCUGCCCCAAGCCGCUACUGCCAGUGGGGGCCCUGCCCCUCGCCUCCCACUGGAUGCGGGCGCUGGGGGAGGCCAACGCACGUGGCCACCAUGUCGAGCACGUCUACGUGGUGACGAAUGAGCUCUUCCAUGCUAAGUUUAAGGCAUGGGCACAAGAUUACGGUCCUUUCGUGACCGUUGUAAAUGAUGGCACCACUCAAAAUGAGGAGCGGCUGGGGGCCAUCGCUUGCCUCCAGCUGGUUGUUGAGCAGUGUGGCCUGCAAGAAGACCACACCAUCGUCAUAGGGGGGGACACGCUUUUCUACGAAGACUUCAAUCUUUCCGCCGUGAUCGACCGCUUCUUUGGUCUGCAGGAGCACAGAGGGCCCGAAUGCAGCCUGGUGCUGUCCUACUCCUGUGCGGAUCACGAGACCACGAAGUUUGGCAUUCUGGAGGUGGACGAGACGCGGAAGGUUACAGCCUUCUUGGAGAAACCCAGCGCCAAGGAAACCAGCUCACGGAGAGCGUGUCCGUGUUUUUAUGUUUAUUCUAAACAUGCCCUGCCAUUGUUGAAAGACUUCCUGCAUGAGAGGAAGGAUGCUCCUCUGGAGGCACGUGAUGCUCCUGGAAACUUCCUGGCGUGGCUGUAUCCAAGGAAACCGGUGUACGCGUUUGAGGUGUCGGGGAGGUUUGACGUGGGCGGACUGCAGUCCUACCUGGCUUGUCACAAGCACUUUGUAGACAGGGACGUUUCUUUCGGCAGCACACAGGCAGAUGCUGCCACCUAGCCGCGAUGGGUCAGAGCACGGCACGCAGCAAGGAGUAGCACUCAACGUGUGGUGGGCUCUCUCCAGUCAUUUAAAGGGAAAACACGUAAUGAGCGUUAUCGAAAUGGAAAUACUUGAGCGUCUUUAAUUUGUACAAUAAAACACGAAUGCGACAAGCCAACUCCACUUAGUCUUUGAAAAGAAAACAGAGGAUGAAAGGCUUGCCCCUCUGCAGUGCAUUUAACCUAAUAGCUGUUAUGGAAGGUAUUUUUAAACUCAAUCAUUUGUCAGUAUGCAUUAAUGUUAAAAAGCCGUGACGGACACUAUUUUCAUGCAUUACAUAUUGCUGUUAAAAGUGUAGAUGCGUUAACUCCGCACUGUUCGAUAACCUGCAUUGCCACCAGGUAUAAAAGGGGCAGCGUUACCUCUGGGUGCAUAACGGUUGGGGUCAGACGAGGUGAAGUGGACCGUAGCCACGGUUUGGUAAGAACCAAUCAGCCAGUUCCACGUGGGAAUGUGUGAUUGGUUAUACCUGGCCACGAACGAGUAUAAAAAUGGUGACCCAACAGAGCUCGGGGAGUUCUCUCCCUACAGGAAGACCAAAGCCCGGGCUGAAGACUAGCUAGGACCCUGGACUAGCCUCCCAGCCCUUCUGAGGGCUAAGGCUCGGCGUUUCCAGCGGUCAGGUCCCACCGGGCCAGCGAUGGGUCAGAUAGCUUCCCCUAGGUCCCAGCCGGAGGACUCUAGAAUAGCGGUAGACGUGUGAGUCCCGCCAAGUCCGGAGGCUGUACCUCCUUAAGCUAGGAUAGCGGUAGACGUGCAAGUCCCGCCAAGUCCGGAGACUGUACCUCCUUAGGGUAUCGGGUGAGGGAAACCGGAUACCCCUGUUUGUCAAGGACUGUAUAAGGAAAUAAUUACAAUAAACAGUGUGCCUCCUAAGAAGUUUAUUCGUCUUUAUAAACACUACAAAAGCAUUCCUGUCAUCCAAAAAAAGAUGCUAAUUCGAUGUUUCUGCUUGAAUAGACAACCUAACGCAGGCUUGUCACAUAUGCGUGUUUGCAAAAACAAUUCAGUGGUUACACUUAAUAAUACAACCAUUACCAAUUAUAAACUAUUUUUGUCGUACCGUAAACAAGUUUAUAAACAGCACACGUUUGCAUUACACCGAAAUCUUCACUGUCACGUGGAGGAAUCAAACCACGUAGUUUAUAGGAAGUUUAUUUCCGUUAACACCAACGCGCAGUCGUCCCGAGUGAGGCCAGACGUUUUCUGAAGCCCUUAUAAAGCUAGUCCCCCCCACCCCUCCCAACUUCCAUAAUCAUCUCAGCCACUUCUUGCCCUUCAACAAAUCCAACGCGAAUUGGUCUUUAACCGACCCUCAUCUCUUAAAAUUUCCCGGGCCGAGUUUCGAACGGUUCCACUAAUUGGCACCUCCCACUCCCAACCCACCAAUGUAGUGAGCACUGGUGAUACAAUCGCACUAGCAGAUGGUUAUGGAUGAUAUUGGUCGCAAAAGCCUACGUGUUAAAACUCGGAGAUGGUUGUUGGAUGUGCCGGCCGUUGCAUCUUGACAGCUGGCCAAUGGGCUGUGACCGUACCCGUUGCAACGGCUGUCAGUUUAUUAUGUAGAGACCCUUACAAAAGAUAAGAUCAAGAUGAUAAUUUCCUGACAGGGUAUAUUAACCCGCAGUUAGAAGAAAACAUUCCAAAACCUUCCCAAUUUAAUUAACUUUAAUAACGAAGCAAAGCAGUAAAAAUUGUAUAAAACUAAUAAAAAUCUCACAUUUCACAGGUCGCGAUUAUACAUUUACAACUCGACUCAGUAGGAAAAAUAAAACUGCAAGCGGCCAACAAAUGUGUUCCCCUAUGUACAUGCUUGGAGAAGUAUUUGUAAUGUUGCCUCAAAUGAGGUCAGGUGAAUUACACUCGUCAUCAA